Messenger RNA from Punctularia strigosozonata HHB-11173 SS5, 1803 nucleotides. RefSeq names its product DUF1630-domain-containing protein. The record is from RefSeq and is a predicted model, not a curated record. Gene Ontology annotation, molecular function: guanyl-nucleotide exchange factor activity. The transcript is spliced from 9 exons. Lineage: Eukaryota; Fungi; Basidiomycota; Agaricomycetes; Corticiales; Punctulariaceae. Bases 1 to 1803 code for a protein of 600 amino acids. Gene Ontology annotation, cellular component: recycling endosome.
AUGACGAGGAAAUCAGGCCACCCGGAGGAGGUCGAUAUCGGCUCCCUCACUAUCUCGAGGGCGGGGCAGCAGCAUGUGGUGGAGUCGUCGUCCUCGAGCGAUGUGGAACAAGCGAUCAGGCAGGAAAAUAUAUCCGCGGGCGACAUCGGCAUACCUCAUCAACCAUCACGAAUCCGUCCUAAGGCGAAGACGAUGCCAGAUGUUACUACAAACCAGCCCUACGCGGCGCCCAGUAUACUUGGUUUCGCCAUGGAACCUGAGAAGGUGCAGAAAAUGCAGCGGUGGAUCAUCGGACUUGUCGUCGUGAACUUUGACCUCGACCUGGGUCCCGUCAUCCAUUCCAUAUACCCCGACCUUGCUUUCUCCAAGGAGACGAAUCAGAAUAUAGCCUUUUCAUCCUUCCCUGAUUCCCUGCAAUUUGCAGAGGGCGUAAUGGAUCACUCAUUCCGCAUCCGCGACUCGGGCACGCGCUCAGGGCCAGCAGAUAUCGAUGGUUUCAUCUAUGGCUUUUCGCACUUUACGCAGCACAGGGACAGCUCGUCCAAGCGCGGAUACCUGCAGCGGUCAUUCGUGCUUCUUACCCAGCACGCUUACCCAGCUUUGUUCAGUCACAUUUCAGCCAAACUCGGCUCACUGCACAACAGUCAUGGCGAGGCCAUGCUAGAGGCGGCAUGCCACAACAUCGCUAGCUGGUCAGACCCGACGGCAGGGUCAACCGUCGAACUUGGUUUUCUAGGCUCCGUGUUGCGUGUUCAGCUCCCGCAGGACCUGGACGAGCCACAGCUAUCCCAGAUCGCGUCGGACAUGGGCGAGCAUUAUAUACCCGCCUCGUUAGCUCCAGCGUCGCCUGCUAUUCUUGCUCAAUUGGACGCGGCUUUAUCCCACCUGUGGUCCAUCUGGGAAUGUCUGGUUCUCUGCGAACCUUUGCUGAUCUACGCACCCUCUCCCUCCAUGACGUCUCAAGUCGUCUGGUGGCUACGCGAUCUGCUCAGACCGAUACCGUCAGCCACAGAUUUCCGGCCCUACUUCACGAUCCACGAUGAUGAAUACCCGGCACUCGUUAACCCCCGUAUACGACCGAAGUCAGGGCUGCUCCUCGGUGUGACGAAUCCGUUCGUCAGCACCGAGUGUUCUCAUUGGCCACACGUGCUCAGUCUCGGUCGGGAGUCCAGCGGCAGAGCAGAUGGUGCGGGACACGUAGCGGGCCCAGCACCGGGCUGGACGACGAAGACCCACAAGCGGUACAUCUCCAAAGACCGCGCAUUGCUGAAACGCAUGGAGAAUGCGCGCGGACACGCUGUUGCUGAAGCCGAGCUAUCGCACCUCAUCCGACGUCAUUUCUCCUCGCGCACGACCUCCCUCCUCGCCCCGCUCAAUCGGUACCUCAACACGCUCCUGCCUUCUGCCCCGUCUUCUCUUGCAGUGACCUCCAUCACACCCUCCCCAUCUCCAUCGCCGUCUCUCACGUCCCUCUCUUCUCUCUCCGCACCUGGGCCCUCGCCUUCUCUCAUGUCCCUCCCCAACUCCUCAACACUCUCGGCAUCCCACCCGCCGCCCCACUCGUCCUCCUCCUCUCAUUCGUCACGUCAGGUUCCACCCGAUUCUUUCAAGAAGCCGACCGCCCGCCUAAAGCCGUUCUCGCAGACCGCCUUCCUCGCUUCUCUCAAGGCGGGCGGGGCCGCACUACCGUUCAAGUCAGCUGCGAAGCAGAAGGAGUUCUAUCAGCGCUGGCUGAAGACGCCCGCGUUUGGGAUGUGGUUGGCGAGGCAGGAAGAAGUGGUUGGGAGGGUAUUUGGAGGGUAG